AAUGUCACAGUCAUUUCUUCCCAAAGCUUCUCUGCCAAGUGAUAUUUGCAUCUGCUCGACGGCGGUGAUAGAGUCAUCGCGAGGAGCCAAACAGGGCUCUCUGAAAUGUAUAUGAUCUUCAAGCUCCUGAUCAUCGGCGGCGAGAUUGUUGAAGAAGAAGGCGAGUGGGAGAAAGAAAGAUAAUUUUCAAACAGAAAACGAGGAUCGUUGCUGCAAAUCUUUUUGUCAAGUUUUCGGAUUUACUGGAAAAUUCUCUCCAGAUCGUCUGCUAAAUUGCGUAAAUUUCGGAAGAGCGGUUUGGAUUUGGAGUUCACCGAGAUUAAUGGCUGCGAAGACGAUGAUGAUGAGGAAGGAGGCGGCAGCGCAGGGAAACGGAGCGGCGGCGGCAGCGGCAAAGAUGAACGAAGUGAUGUUGUUUGCGAAAUGCGAGUGCUGCGGACUGACGGAAGAGUGCACGGAGGCGUACGUAGCGAAGGUCCGAGAGCGGAACCAAGGGCGGUGGAUAUGCGGGCUGUGCGCAGAGGCGGUGAAGGACGAGAUAGCAAGGUCGGAGCGGCGUAUUGGCAGUGAAGAGGCUCUGAACCGCCACAUGACGUUCUGCAAAAAGUUCAAAGCUCAGAGGCCGCCGCCGAGCCCGACGGAGGACCUCAUCCUGGCCGUGAAGCAGCUGCUGCUGCGGAGCCUGGAUUCCCCUCGAUCAAGCCCUGUGAAAAAGCAAGGUUUGCUUCGAUCUCAGAGCUGCUUUUCGUCUAUUGAUGGAUGAAUAAUUUAUUGAACUUUUCACCAAUCAUAUCCCCACCCCUAUUUAAUUUCUUCAAACUAUCACUAUUAAUGCACUACUCUUUCAAUAAUAAAUCUGCUAUUCAAUUCCCAUCCGUA
This is a messenger RNA of Ipomoea nil (Japanese morning glory), 879 nucleotides long. RefSeq lists its product as uncharacterized. The transcript has 2 exons. Lineage: Eukaryota; Viridiplantae; Streptophyta; Magnoliopsida; Solanales; Convolvulaceae. The record is from RefSeq and is a predicted model, not a curated record. The coding region runs from base 323 to 763 and encodes 146 amino acids.